This is a messenger RNA of Dicrocoelium dendriticum, 2367 nucleotides long. NCBI's taxonomy places the organism in Eukaryota, Metazoa, Platyhelminthes, Trematoda, Plagiorchiida, Dicrocoeliidae. The record is from the annotation of a GenBank genome assembly.
GAGUAUGAGGUAUAUCGAUCAAAGAGGAAAGUAGAGCUCUUCUUUAUGUAUUAAGCCUCGCAAACUUGGAGAUUAUUAAAGAGACGACAACGUUACAAUGAGCAAUGCAGAGGAUGAGGAGGAAACGGUAAAAUUGGCAACCGAACUAUUUUACUCUUGUAACCCGACGCUGGAUGAGCAAGAUGGCACCUUAUAUCUGCCCAUCAAUGAUUUGUCCAAGAUCCAAGCAUCGCGAUUGGGGUCGUCCGGGGAACUGAAUUUAGAGGAACUGGUGAAUACCUUUUGGUUGCUGGAUGUUAAUGGAGAUGGGAAGUUGACCCUAGAAGAAUUUAUUGCUGGAUUUAGUCAGUUUUGGAAAAACAUGGAAAAUAUACAGCCGCCGAAGACGAUGCAACAUAGGAAAUCAAUGGAGGUAAAAGCUAAAACUGAAGAGAUGAUCAAUGAAAUGGCAAAGGCACGAAGAAAUAGCGCCGCCUCAUUGAAGACUUUGCGAGAUCUACUAACCAGCAACUUUUACCAGUCUAUUGCAGAGGGAAUGCCUCCAGUGGCCGUGGAAUUUCGAUCGUUGAUUAAUCAGGCAUCCGGCGAAAUGGACGAAAUUCAAAAGCAAAUGAAAAUGCUGGAAGGCAAACUGGAGAGCUCCUCGGACACGUAUCGCAAGUCAAUGGAACAGGCGUAUGCUGAGUUGGAUAUAAAGUUAAGACAGCUUGGAGACACAUUUAAUGAGAGGAUGACUCAGCGCUUCAGCCAACUAAGGGCAGAAUAUGAACAAACCCGGCAGGAAAAAGCAGACCAAAUGGAAGAGAUGAAGGCCAAAAUUGUUGAGCUAAACAAGCUGUCAGAUACGGCUCGUCAGGACAACCAAGAGGAGGAAAAGCAAAUUAGUGAGUUACGCAACCAAAAUGACGGACUAAUGGGGUCACUGGAGGAAUUGGAGCAAUGCAUAGAGGAGAGUAAAGAAGAAAUCGAGCAAUUGCAAGCAACCUCAAAACAAGAGAACGCAAAACGGGAGAGGCUGGAUGCGUCUACCUGCAAACGGGUGCAGAUCGAGUGUGAGGAGCUGAUACACAAGUUGACGGAGCUGAGAGAAAUAAAUCGGCGCCUGAGAGACGAAAGAGAUGAAGCACUGCAGGAACGAUUAAACGAGCCAAUGGUUCUUAGCAGCCUAAUGGACGAAGUGAACGAAGCGUUUGGACAGAAGACUAUUUCCCGGGACGCAGCUGAAACGGCUAGCGGUGCGGACUCCUUGAAGUUCCAUUCCCGGUGGACUAUACCGAAUGAAAAUCAUAGUCCUCAAAACCAAGGCGUCGUCGGGGUUUGUCCUAGUCUCACAGACUUACAGUCCGAUGAAGAGUAUGAAUUCGAACAGCCAUGGGAUGACUCAUUGAGGGUCGUGCGCUUAGGCACAUCUCCACACACAAGUGAAGAGACAAAAGCGGCCGAAAUGUACAGCAUGGGGCUAACGCAAGAACCAAAAAUCCAACACAAGCAGAACCUCGAUGCCAUUAUUCAACAGCCCUUUCCCAAGUCGGUUACGCGUCUCAGUGCAUUUAAAGUAAUUAUUGUUGGUCAUGGCAAGGUGGGUAAAACCGCGUUUGUCGAGUGUGCAUGCCGUAUGUUCAACUCCAACGUUAAACAAGAUUUCGGACAAGUCUCUGUGUGGAUAUGUCAAGUUCCUUUGGAUGGCCAAAUCACUGUGUUGAGCUUAUUGGACACACCCGGAAGGGAGAAUUAUGCCCCAGGAGUUCGAAAUCUAUACCAUGGUGCAGACGGAAUUGUAUUUAUGUUUGACAUAAAUUCAAUGAAGGAUUUCAACGAUUUGACGGAAGAGCUUCGUCGACAUGUCAAAAAGACAAAAAAAGGUCGGUUGCCAUGGGAUAAUACCGUUAAUCUCCUGAUUGGAAACAAGUGUGAUGCAGCGCAGAGCUUGGGUGGCGAAGGGACAUUUCUCACCGUCCCUAGAACUUCAACUGAAGCUCUAACAAGACUUCUCAAUGCCACGUAUUUCGAAGUCAGUUCCGUGUCGGGACAAAAUGUGCAAUUGGCAGUUGAAGAACUAGUUAGGCAAGCUUUUGAGGAAUUCUCAAGAAACUGCGCUGGAGAUAAAUCCAGAGUUGGUUGCGGAACAAGAAGGACGCUGCAAUUGCAAAUGUUUCUCCUGUUGUUAAUCGCAUUUAUCUUUUUCUGAGAUGCUGGCCAGUAUUGUUAGGAUAAAAGGCUUUACAGCUUCCUUGCUUAAACGAGCUGACGUGUUAUUCUAUUUAAUGCGAGACUGGCCCAUGUAUAUUUCAAAAGACCAAGUCACAGAUACAAAAUGUAUUAUGUUAUUUCCCUGGAAAUCUGUAAUUACAUGAUAACUUUCUUUGG